AUGCGGCCGCCCUGGGGGCUCGCGCUCCCGCUGCUGCUCCCCUGGGUGGCAGGUGGAUUAGGGAGCGCGGCCAGUCCAAGGAAUCACGGGCUGUCGGCAUGGGCAGGCCAGCCUGGGGUCUGUCACUAUGGAACUAAACUGGCCUGCUGCCACGGCUGGAGAAGGAACAGCAAGGGAGGCUGUGAAGCUACGUGUGUCCAUGGAUGCAAGUUCGGGGAGUGUGUGGGACCAAACAAAUGUAGAUGCUUUCCAGGAUAUACCGGGAAAACUUGCAGUCAAGAUGUGAAUGAGUGUGGCUUCAGCCCUCGGCCCUGCCCACACAGAUGUGUGAACACCCACGGCAGCUACAAGUGUUUCUGCCUCAGUGGCUACAUGCUGAUGCCAGAUGCUACAUGUGCGAACUCUAGGACAUGUGCCAUGACGAGCUGCCAAUACGGCUGUGAAGACACAGAGGGAGGGCCGCGGUGCCUGUGUCCGUCCUCAGGACUCCGCCUGGCCCCCAAUGGAAGAGUCUGCACAGAUAUUGACGAAUGUGCCUCUGGUAAAGCCGUCUGCCCCUACAAUCGAAGAUGUAUGAACACAUUUGGAAGCUUCUACUGCAAAUGCCAUGUUGGUUUUGAACUGAAAUACAUCAGUGGACGAUAUGACUGUGUAGACAUAAAUGAAUGUGCUGUGAAUACCCAUACGUGCAGCCUCCAUGCCAAUUGCCUCAAUACCCAAGGAUCCUUCAAGUGUAAAUGCAAGCAGGGGUAUAAAGGCAACGGACUUCAGUGUUCUGUUAUCCCUGAGAAUUCUGUGAAGGAAAUCCGCAAAGCACCUGGUACCAUCAAAGACCCAAUCAAGAAGCUGCUUGCUCACAAGAAGAGCAUGAGAAAGAAGGGAAAAAUAAAAAAUGUGAUCCCAGAACGCACUGGGACUCCUGCCCCUAAGGUUAACUUGCAGCCGUUCAGCCAUGAAGAGAGUGUUUACCGGAGUGGCAACGCUAAUGGAGAAAAAAAAGGGCCUGAAGAGAGAAAGGAAGAGGAGCUUGAGGAAGAGAAAAGAGAUGAGAAAGCCCUGAAGAACCACGUGGAGUGGGAGCAAAGCCUUCGAGGAGAUGUGUUUUCCCCUAAGGUUAAUUGAGCAGGUGAAUUUGGUCUUGUUCUGGUCCAAAGAAAAACUCUAACGUCCAAACUGGAACACACAGAUUUAAAUAUCUCAGCUGACUGCAGCUUUGAUCACGGGGUCUGUAACUGGAAACAGGAUAUAGAAGAUGAUUUUGACUGGCAUCCUGCUGAUCGAGAUAAUGCUGUUGGCUAUUACAUGGCGGUUCCGGCCCUGGUGGGGCACAAGAAGGACAUUGGCCGAUUGAAACUUCUCCUUCCCAACCUGCAACCCCAAAGCAACUUCUGUUUGCUCUUUGAUUACCGGCUGGCCGGAGACAAAGUGGGGAAGCUUCGAGUAUUUGUGAAAAACAGUAACAACGUCCUGGCAUGGGAGGAGACCAAGAGUGAAGAUGAAAAGUGGAAGACGGGGAAAAUUCAGUUGUAUCAAGGGACGGAUACUACCAAAAGUAUAAUUUUUGAAGCAGAACGCGGCAAGGGCAAAACCGGCGAAAUUGCAGUGGAUGGUGUCUUACUGGUUUCAGGCUUAUGUCCAGACGGCCUUCUAUCUGUGGACGGUUGA
This is a messenger RNA of Trichechus manatus latirostris (Florida manatee), 1665 nucleotides long. RefSeq names its product EGF like domain multiple 6 (gene EGFL6). The transcript is spliced from 12 exons. NCBI's taxonomy places the organism in Eukaryota, Metazoa, Chordata, Mammalia, Sirenia, Trichechidae. The record is from RefSeq and is a predicted model, not a curated record. Gene Ontology annotation, cellular component: membrane. Gene Ontology annotation, molecular function: calcium ion binding.